ACGCACGUACAACUGUAGACUCCCUCUGGGUUAUCAACGUUACGGUCGCCUGGCGGUUCCCAAAGCGCCGCGGCUGGCUAUUACCCGGCUUCCUCCAAUACACAUCAUCAAUCUGCCCCCCUUUUCAUCCUGCACUUCGCUGCAGACGAUAGACUCUCUCACAGAUCUCUCUCUCUUCUCAAUUUCAUCUCAGUGCUAAAAUUUACGUUUGAAUUGAAAGAUGAGGCAGAGUGUGGAGGUGGACCAUGCAGGAAUCAUCCUCUCAGAUGUCACGGCAGCUUGCAGGUAGAUUAUUGGACAAUAUGUAAUUUCAGUACUGUAGCAGCAUCAAUCCCUCAGUAGUGAGACCACUCUCUCUCGUAAGCCACACACAUCGCGGAGAGCCGGCUGGCCACAUCAGCUGUUGCAUCUCCUCUCUCCAUGACGACGGAGGGGAGGCAGGGGGAGCCAAGAACAAUGGCCAGGCUGUGCCGGUACAACCGGGUCUUCCUGCUGAAGAUGUUCCUGGGGCUGCUGGCAGUGUCGGGGGUGUACUUCUACACCUACCAUGUGCUAGAGUGGGGGACAACGGUGCGCAGCAGCAGCAGCAGUAGCAGUGGAGGGUUUAAGGUGGGAGAGUUCGCCAGCAAUCCUGACCUGCAGGAGGCUCUGAGGCUGAUGAGGGAGGAGCAGGAGGAGGAAGAGCAAGAGCAGGCAGAUGAUGACGUCUGUCCGUCGUUCAGCCUGACCCCGGGGAGGAAGCCAGACCCCCCGGGGGGUGGGGACAUGACCUGCCGGAGGAUCACCCCCAUUAAAGGGUCGUGUAAGCUGGGGAGGGAGAUGUUUGAGGGGAAGGAUGUGGAGACCUGCGAGUCGUGGGGAGAGGCUCGAGACAUCUGCCAACUACAGGAAACCCAAGGCUCGGAUAAGUACAAAGUACGCUGCGACCCAAAUAUGUGCAAGUCUUCCAUGGCUCUGGGCACCAUCCACCCUAACCUGGGCAUACUGGACUGGCAGGAGUUUUCCACUGUAGACCGGUUACAGCUGGCCAUCCGGCGCCUGGCCACUGCCGACUACAGCCAGUACCACUAUGGCUUCUGCUACAUACGCUGCCGACCCUUCCAUAGAUACCGAAGAAGAAAACUGUUGCACAACACACACAUUCAACCCCAACACCCAAAAUCUACUUCAAACCAUAGCUUUAGUGAUGAUACGUAUAGAGACACUAGGAGAACUUUGUUUUCUAAACAGGGUAAAGGGACUGCAUUUGUAGUACCAUCUAGGACUUUGAAGAACAAUAGUGUUGAUAGUGUGUUGGGGCAGAACACAAGAAUAUCUGUCAAUGCUCAGAACCAUAACAGAAGACUUCUCCAAGAUGACAGUCUGAACAACAAUGUAGUGGACACAGAUAAAGGUCUGAACCAAAAUACUGAGCAAGAUGAGGAGCCGGGGGCAGAGGAUGGGAACUUUGGCAAUGACUUCUAUGAAGGAGGUGAUCUAGAUGAUGACAACUAUGAAGAUGAACGUUACAAUGAUGAAGAUGACAAAGAAGAAUAUGACUACUAUGACGAUGAGCAGAGGUAUAUAAUGCAGCUGAUCAUUCUCCCUCCUCAGAUGAAACCGACGGAGAAACCUGUGAAUGGGAGCAACAAGAUAAAUGUAAACAUCAUUCUGUUAGACUCUCUGUCAAGGCACCACUUCUACAGAUCAUUACCGCAGACACUGUCAGAGUUUCAUAGCUUGAAUAGUGGAAGGAAAUCCACUGCAAAAGUUCUUGACUUUGAGCUUGUACAAGCCAUCAGGAGUAGGACGUUUGAAUCAGUACAGGCUCUUUUUGCCGGGGAGAUUUUUGAGCCUGACAAGGGUUUCAGCUCUCAGGACAUGCCUCCCAAGCCGCUGGAGGUAGAGAAGAUGUUCAUGCCAUUCAAGAGGCAAGGGUAUGAAACCCUCUGGCUGGAGGACCUGUGUUGGACGUGGGAGUGGGGGCUAGUAAAGAACCUCGCCAUGAUACAGUUUGGGGAGAGGUACAGGCUUCGGUGGCGAUCGUUCAGAGAGGCCGUGCAGAAAGCCGGCAUAGACCGGUUGGACGCAACGCUGACCAGCUGUGACAUACUGAAGGAAAACCACCUGCCCGACAUGUUCCACGGACCUCCUGCCAUCUGCUUCAAUGGCAGGUACCAACACGAAUAUCUCCUCACUUACCUCAGGCAGAUGCAAGCCAAGAUGUCACAGCUGGACAGGCCCCUGCUCAGCUACUUAAUGCUGAACACCGCACACGAAGACUCAGGCCUGAGGGUACAGACUCUAGACCAGGCAUUUUCAGAGUACGUCCGUUUUGUUGCAGGUCAACAGAACACGUUAACCAUCAUCUUUGCCGACCACGGAAACUCCUACGGAGACUUUUUGAAGGAGACGUAUGAGGGCCAGAUCGAGCUGUACCACCCAGCCCUCUUCAUGAUCGUGCCUGACAAGGUUGCCAAGAUGCUCGGACACAAGAAGAUGAAGGCCUUAACCUUGAACCAGCACAGACUGGUCAGUUUGCUGGAUGUCCACUAUACCAUUAAAUCCUUGCUGCCAAAAAAGGAACAGUCCAUGAAGCCUUCUCAUCGCUCUCUCUACAUGUCGAACCAAAACGGUCUGCUGAGUGAGAUCCCACCUAACAGGACAUGUUCCCAGGUACCUCGUAUCCUGCCCAACUUGUGUAUCUGCGAGGGGUAUGACUCUCCCAUGCGGAAUGACUCCUACCACACGCUGUUUGCUGAGUUUGCGCUGGGGACACUCAACAAUCACAUCCUGCAGCAGUUUGGGGCAGCCAACCCUCAGGCAGUGUCAGGGUUUGGCUCCUGCCAGAGAUUGGUGGCUCACAGCUUCAACAACGUGAAGGAACGACAUGACAAGGAAGGUGUGGUGGUGGUGACCCUUGACCUCCACGUCCAGUCAGGUGACAGCUCUGGCCAAUCAGAGGACAUCUUCACCGUCGUGGUGCAGUUCGGAAAUGAGGACGCCGCCAUGACCCUUCUGGGCUACGAGCGCGUUUCCAAAUAUGGUCACUACGCCAAGUGCGCCGACGAAGGCGUCAACGUGAAGCUGUGCGUCUGUUCUCUCAAAAAACCUCUCAAGCCACCAGAGGUUAACAAGGUCCCACGGUGGAACCUGCACUAUCCCAUGGUGCUCGGCAGGAAAACUAAGGUGUCUGAGUUAGACAAGGGGUGCCUGUUUGCCCUGUACAGGCAGAACGAGUCGGGGGUGUCCUUUGAACUCGCAAACGUGUGCCCGAAUUUUACCUACACGGUGUGGUUUGACCUUGAGGUCUCCAACAUGAACAGGUCGGUGAGAAACUCCCCUAAGAAGGACCUGAAGCCAGGAGAUCUGCAGUUCACUGUGGUUCUACUGCAGACAAGAACACACCACAACUGGAAGUGGACGUACAAAACUAGAUACAUGAGGAGGAACUAUCCAUGACGUCCUUUAUUCAUGGAGAUAGUUCUCAAAACUCUUUUGAUAUAAUUUUAAUUGUUUAAGAAGUCUUGGGGAGUCGUUGAUGAAGGUCGUGGUUAAUGUAUUCAUUGAUUGGUAUGGAGAAAUGAUCAGUGUUGCCAUCCCAGAGUACUAUAUCUACAUGUGUGACUUGACAUGUCUUGUCAUGUAGCAGAAAAUAUAUAUUUUAAAACGGUUUGUUCCUAGUGCAUACAGGAUCCAGGUGAUAUUAUUAAGGUACAAAGUGUAUUCUAACAGUUUCCAUUCAUUACUAGUAUUAGAUUUUAUGAUAAAACUGAAAUAUCAAUUUCUUAAUCAAGGAAUGUUAAUAUCUUAUACAUGUGUCUACAAAGCAUCUUCCGCCAGCUCCUGUUGUAUUUCAGUUGUUGAUUCUCAGUCCUAUUUAAGGCUAUGAUGAACCCACCAUGUCAUA
Branchiostoma belcheri (Belcher's lancelet) is the source of this 3889-nucleotide messenger RNA. RefSeq lists its product as uncharacterized. Lineage: Eukaryota; Metazoa; Chordata; Leptocardii; Amphioxiformes; Branchiostomatidae. The record is from RefSeq and is a predicted model, not a curated record.